Molecule: messenger RNA, 3755 nt
Organism: Porites lobata
Lineage: Eukaryota; Metazoa; Cnidaria; Anthozoa; Scleractinia; Poritidae
Source: the annotation of a GenBank genome assembly
UUACAACAAUUUGAGCUUUAUCGGGAUCAACAAAUUGUUUUUGGAAACUUCAAGCCGAAUCAGGGCUACAAAUUAUCCGCGACACAAAUCUCGUCUUACUUGGUUACCGAUGUAUUUGACUGCACAUUAAGCUGUAUUAGCGACUCAAGGUGCAAGUCGAUCAAUUUUGCGGUAAACCCAGACUCUAACAAUCUUCAUGUUUGUGAAUUGUUAGACACUAACAAGUACCGGGCCGCUUCAGGUGACUUUCAAGUAAAUGUCGAUUUUCUUCAUUAUAGCCCCCACGUGAGUAAGGUAUCGAGAGCUCAAUUUUUUAACAGUUUUUCCUUUAUACUGACGAACUCAUAUUAUUAGGCUAAAAUUCAACGGUUUUUUAGUUAACCACUGGCUGGUUCGCUGAUUAAUGUCUCUAUCUUUGUUGUGCAGUUUAGGUCAGUCCACAGUUUUUUGAUACAAUGUCUUUCUUUAGUAUAGUUUCCCAGCGGGGAAGUAAACAGAAAAAAACUAUUCACUCAGUUUUUAACUUUAACUUCCUAUUACAGGCUUCGUGUCAACGAGAAUUUGUUGGCAUCCAACGCGAAAGGAAGGGUAAGUUGCGACCACAUACAUUGCCAACGAAAAUUCUGUAAAUGUGUCAUGCAAACCAUUACCCUGCGAGCAGUGGUUUAACCAUCGACUGCGCAUGUGUUUGUACCUUUCCCUUUUGUACUUACACAGAAGCUCUCGACUGUAUUUUUAGCAGUGACCAAAAUUUGCCAUGAGAACGUUUUUUAUUGUUUUCUCUUCUGCCCCCAAAAUGGAGUCUUUAGCUGAGCCAACAGUUGCUAUGACUACCAGAUAUGAAAGAACAGUGGGAAACCCUCAAAAUACGCAAAACGGUGUAAAUGCGUCAUACUUGAAAAUGGUUAAAAGUUUCCUUGUGGCCCAAUUUGAAGAAGUCUAGUAGAUGUAACUGUAAAUGAAUCCUUAGCGAGUAGCAUGUGAUGAUUCGUAGCCUUUCCCUUCUAAACUGAUAAAACAAGAAAACAAACGAACAAAAAAAAACUGCUUAGCUAGAAAGUAAUUAUAGUAAACAAAUCUCUUCUACCUUUUUUAUACACUUUUCUAGUACCUUUUUUAACACACUGGAAUCAGGGGCACCCAACGAGAAUAUAGUUCACAACCACUUAAACAUAGCAUUGUUAAACGUAUUUUAGUAUUUAAACGGUAGAUAUAGGCAUAUUUUUAUCCCCUAAAAACUUUUCAUCUGUUCGGAUUUCCUAGCUGAAAGUCUAGUGAUCCGAAAAUUAUAGGGAUCAAAACUUACCUUUUCGAAAAUUUCAGCGUGGAAAAGGCUCCCGAAAAUUCUAGGUGGCCAUUUUUAGGGUAAAUAUCCGUUUAAAAUGGGUAAUUAUACCAUUUUGUAGAUGUUCGAAAAUCUUAGGAGAGGCAGGCAAGCAAGAAAUUUUACAACAAAUGUUCCGAAAAUUCUAGUUCUCAAAUCGUCUUCCGAACAGAUAUUUUCCCAAAAAUUGCCGUUGGGUGCCCCUGUUUUCUUUUCAUUUCUUUAUCAUAAAUUAGCAUUAUUAUUAUUAUUAUUAUUAUUAUUAUUAUUAUUAUCAUUAUUAUUAUCUCGCAGUAUAAAACUUUGGAAUGCUGUCCACAUUAUGAGUAGUAUAGGGCGCAUAACAAAACCUACACCACUCGAGAAGCUAUACUUAGAAGUAGAAAAAGUUCGGUACGAAACCUAAUACAAUCCUAAUAUACAUAAUUAUAUGAAUCGCUGUACUUAAAAAGCCAAUUUCGAAUAUUAUUAAAUUCUCAUACUCUGUAAAACCUACUCAAAGACAUGAUGAUAUAAUUAUCUCUACUAGAAGCCUAUUUAGAAAAUAAUUCAGUUUUUACACUCUCAUUUUCUCUAAUAAACCUACACGAGACCAUCAUAAUUUGGUUAUCUCUUCUAAAAGCCUAUUUAGAAUAAUAUCAAACUCUUAUACUAUCAACCUCGUUCCCAGGGUUCUCUCCUACCCGAGAGAACCCUGGGAACGAGGUUGUUAUACUAUUAUUUUUUUUUUGAAGUAUUAUUUUUAAAUAGUUUUUUUUUAAUUAACUUUUUGAUGUUUUUUAUAAUUGUUACUAGUUGUCUUUAGAUAGUCAUUUUACGACAAUUCUCUUUCGUACACAAGAAGAAUGUACAUAGGGUAUAUAUUUUAAUAUUUCAUAUUCUUGAAUCUGUAAAUAGUCUAUUUUUUUAAAUCUAUGAAUAAAGUUUUGUAUUUAAAAAAAAUUAUUAUUAUUAUUAUUAUUAUUAUUAUUAUUAUUAUUAUUAUUAUGAUGGUUAUUAUAAUCCUCAUUAAACACAGCUUCUGUAUGGCUUGCUGGAGUCAUCGUCCGCAUGUGUGCGAUGGGGCGGACGAAUCCCUUGAACACCUUUUUAGUUCUUGCCAGAUUACUCAGAGUUUUUGGGCAGAGGUUAUUAAAUGGUGUAACAAUCGGGGGGGGUUAUUAACCACAUCUCAGCUAAAGAUAUAUUAUUUGGGAAAAAGGUACAUAAAGACAAUAUAUUUAUUAAUCAUAUUUGGCUAGUUGGUGAGCAGAACAUAUAUAAUUGCAGAUGCACGAAAACAAACCCAUGUUUACGGGUUUUCUUGGCAAGACUCAAUUACGUUUAUCAGUUAGAAACCAUCAUUGCCAAAUCGAAGAAUAAAAUGUCUUUUCAUUUAUGCAAAUGGCAAGCUCUCUUGACAGGUGGUACACAAUUGCCGAUAAAUACUUGUUAAGGUUUAGUAGUAUUGAUACUGUCGUUGUGUGUCGUGUGUGCUGUGCGUGCGUGUGUGAGCUAUUUGUGUAUUAUUUAUUUAUUUAUUAUUUUAUUUUAUUUAUUUAUUUAUUUAUUUAUUUUAAUUGUAAUGUCGGUAAUUUAUGUAAAAUUAGUGUUAAUAAACAGUGAUUAAAUUACCAAAAAAAAGUCCUUAAAGAUCAAGUCACUGCCCGGUGACCUUAAGUGUCCAAUUCUUUGCGAAGGAGUCUGGCUGUACCCAGUAAGCACGCUCUCUGCAAUGAAUCCAAACGACAUUUUGAUGCUAUAGCUGUAAAGCUCCUUUUGUUCAUUCGAUUCUUAUCUUUUCGCACGUCUUGUGUUUAACAAUUCAGGAAAAAGCUGCAGUGAAAUAAAAUUGUGCAGUCCACAAGCCACAAGCGGCGCCUAUGUUAUCGACCCUGAUGGAGAAGGAGGCUACGAACCUUUCACCGUCCAUUGUGACAUGACUGACAAGAACGGAGUUGGCGUGACAGUUGUUGGCCACGACAGUGAAACCAGGACUCUGGUUAAUGGAUAUGGUCCCCCAGGAAGCUACGUACGUAAUGUCCAUUACAUAGCAGUAGGCUUGACUAAUGUUCCACAAUUGGCUGGUCUUCUGAAAAUGUCUGCAAAUUGCGAGCAGUUUAUCAAGUAUGAAUGCCAUGGCUCUGCCCUCCAUUCCAAUGGUAGCCCAAAUGGCUGGUGGGUAUCACGUGACCUGAUACAAAUGACAUACUGGGGUGGAGCCUCCCCGUCUGACUUCUACAAGUGCGCAUGCGGGGUGACAAAUUCGUGUGCAGACAGCAGCCUCGGUUGUAAUUGCGAUAAAAAUGAUGAUACAUGGCGUGAAGACAGCGGUCUUCUUACAGAAAAGUCCCACCUCCCUGUUUUGCAAUUGAAAUUCGGGGAUACAGGGGGAUCCAGCGAAGAAGGUUACCACACGCUGGGAAAACUGAAGUGUUACGGAAUUGCUUGA